This is a messenger RNA of Amphiprion ocellaris (clown anemonefish), 3577 nucleotides long. It is a transcript of the gene rad23ab, whose product is annotated as RAD23 homolog A, nucleotide excision repair protein b. The transcript has 10 exons. The record is from RefSeq and is a predicted model, not a curated record. NCBI's taxonomy places the organism in Eukaryota, Metazoa, Chordata, Actinopteri, Pomacentridae. Gene Ontology annotation, cellular component: cytosol; nucleoplasm. Gene Ontology annotation, biological process: proteasome-mediated ubiquitin-dependent protein catabolic process; nucleotide-excision repair. Gene Ontology annotation, molecular function: proteasome binding; damaged DNA binding; ubiquitin binding. Bases 132 to 1550 code for a protein of 472 amino acids.
UCCAGCUUGCUUCGAGACAGCUGAGUCACACAUACAUUUAGACCCCGAUAGAUACUGAGCGAAAAGAGCGGCUACAGUCGACAACACCGACUGCACUGUUUUCCUGAAAGCAGCUGUUACCACGUCGAAAGAUGCUGACGAUAACACUGAAGACCCUCCAGCAGCAGACGUUCAAAAUAGAGAUAGACCCAGAACUGACGGUGAAAGCCCUGAAGGAGAAAAUAGAGGAGGACAGAGGAAAAGAUGCAUUUCCUUCAGCAGGACAGAAACUCAUCUAUGCAGGCAAAAUCUUAAAUGACGACACCCCACUGGAAGAAUACAAAAUCGAUGAGAAAAACUUUGUGGUGGUCAUGGUUACCAAGCCUAAAGCAACCCCUCCUCCACAAACAGCCCCUCAGCCAGCUCUCCAACCAGCUACAACUCCAGCACCAGCUGCAGCCCCAGAACCAGCCUCUGGAACAACACAAAUACCCUCUACACCUACACAUACAUUGUCUGCUCCCAUACCUGCCCCACAGUCUAUGCCUCCCACUGAAUCCCCACUUCCCGCCCCAGAAAACACACAGUUAGCUUCAGUUGAAGCAGCAGCAGCUCUGGACUUACACUCUGCUACAGACUCAGCUCCAGCAGCAUCUGGUUCUUCUGCCACUCUUGCCUCUGCCUCAGUUCCAGCUCCUGACGCUGUUCAAGCAGCCCCAGCCUCAGCCCCUGCACUCUGUCCCACCCCUGCUGCCCAGCCAGAGGAGAAACCAAGGGAAGACCCUGAGAGUGAACCACCUGCCACUGUACCAGUCCAACAAUCCUCUGCUUCCAGCCUUGUUGACGAACUGGGUCUCCUUGAAGAAGCAGCAUCAAUUCUAGUGACCGGUCCGGCCUAUGAGAACCUGGUGUCAGAGAUCAUGUCUAUGGGUUAUGAGCGGGAGCAGGUUGUUGCUGCACUCAGAGCCAGUUACAACAACCCAGACAGAGCAGUCGAGUAUCUACUAAUGGGUAUUCCUGUGGAGGCCAGUGAGCUUCCGCGUCAAGAGCCAGUUAGACAGAGUGCUCUACCCAACCCUUCAACCCCUGCUACACAACCGCCACAGCAGCCUCCAGCAGCCUCUAACAGACCAGUGUCUGCCAGCCAGCCCCCCACUGCUGGAGGAGGCUCUGUGUCCACAGGGAAUCCUCUAGAGUUCCUGAGGAACCAGCCUCAGUUCCAGCAGAUGAGACAGAUCAUCCAGCAGAACCCAGCCCUCCUACCAGCUCUGCUGCAACAGCUGGGCAGAGACAACCCCCAGCUGCUGCAGCAAAUCACACAGCACCAGGAGCGUUUUGUGCAAAUGCUGAAUGAGCCACGAAGUGGAGACACAGGAGAAGAGGGGGCUGAGGCCCAGGGAUCACCACACACCAACUACAUCCAGGUCACCCCACAGGAGAAAGAAGCCAUUGAGAGGUUAAAAGCGCUUGGCUUUCCUGAAGGCUUAGUCAUCCAGGCUUACUUUGCCUGUGAGAAGAACGAGAAUCUGGCUGCUAACUUCCUUCUACAGCAGACAUGGGAUGAUGAGUAACCAAACAUCACUCAACACUUCACCGUUCAACAGAGGGCUGCAGAGUGGGUGACAGCACUGCACAAGGCCAUCACGGAGUGACACGGACAGGAGAGGAAGAGGACAUUUCUAUUCGUGCCAUAUGACUGUGGUCUGAUGAUGAUGGUGGUAGUGAUGAUGACAUGCUGUUCUAAGUUAGCUGUGCUGCCUACUCUCCAUUCAGCUGUGAUGAUCAUGAUACUGAGCAUUGCCUCACUGCUGCUACAUCAUUGCUGCUGCUGCUUGUACUGAGUGUUCACACUGAGAGAAGUCAUGUCAGGAAGUAUGCAACAGUCUGCAUCACCUUCACAGGUUUCCUCUGCAGUGAGCUUACAGGUUGCCUGUAGAUUGUGUUAAACUACUGUACACACACAGUAUACACCAAGUGUAUCUGUAGUUAAUAUAUACAUAAGAGAAAUACAUUUUCAAUGUGUGCAUUUGCAAACCCUCCAUGUUGGAGUUACCUGAAAGUGUGAUGCAAACUGUUGACUUCACAGUUUGCGAGCCAGUAUUGCUUUAUAUUAGAGAUCAGGUUUGAUCCAGAUUUAUUUCUUCUGCUUCUUUCCAAAAAUCCCAGACACUGACAAUAUCUCAGACUGAGUGCUUCCAAAUAGCAAAAACGUGUUCUUCUGGUGGUUGCUGAACUUUCACUGACCAAUGCAGAUAUGGUUCUGUGUUUUCAUAAAAUCUGCACGGUGAAUGAAUGUGCUGCAGGAGUAUUUACAGUGUUGCCAACCAUUCCUGCCAGAAAAAGAAAAUGAAGAUACCAAGUCCAAAUUACAAGUAUGUAAUUUAAGUUUUGACUUUUCUUGAAUUUUGAGGGAGUAAGUGACUCAUAAUUUGGAUUUUCUAAGUCAAGACUUGCUACUUAAAAAUUUCGGAUGAGGAUCUCAGAAUGUUGUUGGCUGACUUUUAUCUUAUUUUCACUCUCUUCCAGUUAUUAUUGUCAUUAUUUGAUGUAUUCACAGUUGUUAUUUUCAACUUUUUGCCAUGAAUGACAACUACAAACAGUAGCCAUCCAUCAUUUGGUCAAAUCUGUCUGCUGUAAGCCAACAGUUAACUCCACUACCAGAAGAGGGACGGCACUGAAAUAGUUCACUGUAUAUUGUGAUUUCUUGUUAGGACGGUUACACCCUGAUGCAUUCAGCUUGAGAAAUGGUGUUCAGGUCUUUCACUGAUGAGGCUGUUGGCUUUAUAUAUUUUGCAGAUGAAAACAUUUUAACAUUGAUUAUGAUUAUGAAGUGCCAUCUUUUUUUUUUUUAAAGAAAAAUUGCACUCUUUGCUGGAUUGAAUAAACAUAAUCCACUUCCUUCUUUCAGACAAUCUUUUUUGUUCAGUUUGCCUCAUAUUACAUCUUCUAUGCAUCUUACUAAUGUAAGAGGUUGAGCCAUUGCUCCUUCAUGCCUUAUGGUUAAAGACUUGAACAUGUUUUAUUUUACAAAUGGUGUUGUAUUUUGCAAUAUAGUAUUUUAAGCAGAUUUCAAAGAGUAUACUAGGAUCUGUGAUCAUUAUUAGCUGUUUAGUUAUUAUCAGUUAAUCCUUCUAUAGUGCACUAAAGGGAAUUUGAAUAAGUGCUAAAUCCAAAACAAAUAUACAUGUUUUUUUUCAGCAUACAGCAUGUGCUUUGCUGUUCUCUGUUUGCUGUUUACUGCUCUUUAUUUUGUUUGAACUGGAAAUGACUGGAAAUUUUGUGUUAUGGUGGAAAUGGGGAAAGCAAACUGAGGGAAAAAGGUACUGUACUAUGACAAAUGCUGUGUGGGACUGUUGGUUGCAUGAAAUUGUUAUUUAUAGCAUGGCAGUGGGUUAAGGAAAGAUGAAACCGCCAAUGUGGCGUUGCUCUGAUUUCAAUUGUUCUGUUGUUUUAGCCAUUUUGUCAAUGUCUUGUUUCACACACACACACACACACACACACACACACAUAUAUGUCACAACCUUAAAUACAGCAGUUGAGAGGUAGUUGUGAUUUUCUUUUGUUUAAGCAUUGUGUAAAAUAAAUGGCUUUUACAAGA